Messenger RNA from Ictalurus furcatus (blue catfish), 1943 nucleotides. It is a transcript of the gene dnajb9b, whose product is annotated as DnaJ heat shock protein family (Hsp40) member B9b. The record is from RefSeq and is a predicted model, not a curated record. Gene Ontology annotation, molecular function: protein-folding chaperone binding; misfolded protein binding. Gene Ontology annotation, cellular component: endoplasmic reticulum. The coding region runs from base 90 to 839 and encodes 249 amino acids. NCBI's taxonomy places the organism in Eukaryota, Metazoa, Chordata, Actinopteri, Siluriformes, Ictaluridae. The transcript has 3 exons.
AAUCACAAAGAGGAGAGUCGCAUAAUGUCACAACGAACCAAUCACAGUGCGAGUCGUGGGCCUCGCGUUUUCUUCAGUGUCGUACUGGAAUGUCGCGUCAACGAAAACCUGAAAAAAAAAAAAAAAAAAAACGAGUAGGGUGUGCAGUCAGCACUCAGCUGUUCUCUCAGCGUUAUCCUUCAGCUUCACCUCAGCACACAGCGGUCGUGAGCACAGCCAUGGCCACAACCCAGUCAGUGUUCGCUGUAGCUGUGUGCGUCCUGAUGAUCACUGAAAUAAUCUUGGCCCAGAAAGAUUACUACGAAAUCCUGGGCGUUCCCAAAGACGCCUCUGAGCGCCAGAUCAAGAAAGCCUUCCACAAACUGGCCAUGAAGUAUCACCCAGACAAGAACAAAAGCCCGGACGCAGAGGCACAGUUCAGGGAGAUUGCCGAGGCUUACGAGACGCUGUCCGACGCAAAGAGGAGGCGGGAGUAUGAUCAGAUGAGGAGCAGCCGGUUCUCCGGAGAGGGCGCGCGAGGAACCAGGGGUGAUCAGUUCCGUCAACCGUUCAGCUUUAAUUUCGAGGACAUGUUCAGAGACUUUGAUGUUUUCGGCCAGCCGACACACUCCCAGCAUAAAAGGCAUUUCGAGAGCCACUUUCAAGCCCACGAAGAGGCGCACAGAAGAAACUUCCGGAACUCUUUCGGCGGUGACCCGUUCGAUAUGUUUUCGGACUUCUUCACGUUCGACGGACACUCGGACGGCGGCGAGUUUCACGGCUCGGCCGGCCGGCAGCGCUGCCACACGGUCACCCAGCGCAGAGGAAACAUGGUGACCACGUACACCAAGUGCUCCUGAUGCUCCUUUUCCUGCGCUAACGUGGAGGAAUACUUUAGUUUUGACGUUUAAUUAAAUUUCUUGCUGAUGCUUACUGUCAUGACUGAAUCAGAUUCUGUGACAUGAACGCUCGGAGCAGAGUAAAGCUCCCGACUUCACACGCUUUAAACGAAGGGCUUAAAUGCAGGCUUUUAUCAAAUAAUAAAUAAAUAAAUAAAUCUAAACACCUAAGCUGGAUAGGUUGAGAGGUUUCACACACCCGGCUUCACGCCCGCAAACACGUCACUUAGGGUCAGGGAGUCAGCGUUGUGAUUGAACCUCUCGAGUACGACGCAGACGAAUCUUAAAAACUCAUGUAUUGACUUCACACGCUUUCCAAAUACAAAAACCUCGGGAGUUGCACGGCGCUUAAAAACGAAGCUCGAUUGUCGGCUCGCGUGUCUUCCCUGUGCUCGCGCACAACGCUGACGCUGAGCAGUCCUCGCACUUUUCCCUUGCUCACAGGCGCACCAGAAUAGAAAUCAUCAAACCCCCGUUUUAUCCAUAAUACCCUUCAGCUGUGGAGCUGGGAGCAUUAUCCUGUAUAAUGUGCAAUAAUUACACGCGUCUUCUGUUCUGUUUGGGAAACCUGUCGGGUGACCUACGACCACGCAGCCCGGUCCGUCCCUCAGGGUUAACAGCCGUUUUCAGCGGAUUAUUUUCAUCUUAAUUAUUUUCAUAAACACCGCAUUUGCAUGUGGUUUGGAUGCAAAGUAACUCAUUCAAGUCUUUAUCAGAUUGUCUCUGGGUUUUGUUUUUUUUGAAAAUGGCAAAACAAACAGGUUGUCGACGGUACGAUUGUGUUUUGGUGGUUUAUUAAAGGAAACUGUAAAGACCCUUUUGGUUUAAUAUGAUGGAGCUUCACAGGAGUUUUAUUUUCGAUCCGUUACCUCGUGUCAUGACGUUGACGCACAGGACGACGUGCAAUAUUAUACCUUGUGUUUGCGUUUUGUUUUCUUCUUUUUCUUUACUUAAACAUUUUGAUGAUUGUACACAAAUGCAUUCAGUACCCGCUGGGGGUUAUUUUGGGUGUAUUGAUACGUUUUUUUGGCUUUGUGUCUAUAAACUGUGCUGUAUAAAAAUCUA